AUGGUGUUGCGAGAGCAAGAGCAUGAGCCAUUUUACAUCAAAAUCGAUGGAAAAUGGUGUCAAAUCGACGAUGCGGUUCUGAGAGCACAUCCAGGUGGAAGCGCGAUCACUACCUACAAGAAUAUGGAUGCAACUACCGUAUUUCAUACAUUCCACAUCGGAUCGAAAGAAGCAUACAAAUGGCUGACAGAAUUGAAAAGAGAUUGUCCUACACAGGAGCCAAAUAUUCCAGAUUUAAAGGAAGACCUUAUAAAAGGAAUCGAUGACGUCAACAUGGGUUCGUUCAAUAUAUCCGAUCAACGAUCAGCUCAAAUCAACAAAAAUUUCGAUAGUCUACGAAUGCGAGUCCGCGCGGAAGGACUUAUGAAUGGUUCACCAUUGUUUUAUACUCGAAAAAUCCUUGAAACCAUAUUCACCAUUCUUCUCGCAUUUUAUUUUCAAUACAACACCUAUUAUUUUACUGCUGCUGUUCUCAUGGGAAUCGCAUGGCAACAGUUGGGAUGGUUGAUCCAUGAAUUCGCACAUCAUCAGUUGUUCAAAAACCGUUUUUACAAUGAUCUGGCCAGCUACUUUGUUGGAAACUUUUUGCAGGGAUUCUCAUCCGGUGGUUGGAAAGAACAGCACAACGUUCAUCAUGCUGCCACAAACGUCGUUGGCCGCGACGGAGAUCUCGACCUGGUUCCAUUCUAUGCCACAGUUGCCGAGCAUCUAAACAACUACUCACAAGAUUCAUGGAUCAUGAUUCUUUUCCGCUGGCAACACGUUCACUGGGCCUUCAUGCUGCCGUUCCUUCGUCUCUCGUGGCUCCUCCAAUCCAUUAUUUUUGUCAGCCAGAUGCCAACACACUAUUACGACUACUACAGAAAAACCGCCAUCUACGAACAAGUCGGACUUUCUCUUCACUGGGCCUGGUCAUUGGGACAACUCUAUUUCCUUCCUGAUUGGUCCACCAGAAUCAUGUUCUUCUUUGUUUCUCAUCUGGUAGGAGGAUUUCUGUUGGCUCAUGUCGUCACUUUUAACCAUUACUCAGUGGAGAAGUUUGCACUUUCCUCCAAUAUUAUGUCCAACUAUGCGUGUCUUCAAAUAAUGACUACCAGAAAUAUGCGUCCUGGGCGAUUCAUCGACUGGCUCUGGGGUGGACUCAACUAUCAGAUUGAACAUCAUUUGUUCCCAACAAUGCCACGUCACAAUCUGAAUGCUGUGAUGCCCCUCGUCAAGGAGUUCGCCGCUGACAACGGCCUGCCAUAUAUGGUCGACGACUAUUUCACUGGAUUCUGGCUCGAGAUCGAACAGUUCCGUAAUAUUGCUAAUGUGGCAGCGAAGCUGACCAAAAAGAUUGCUUAA
Messenger RNA from Caenorhabditis briggsae, 1344 nucleotides. It is a transcript of the gene Cbr-fat-4, whose product is annotated as Protein CBR-FAT-4. Gene Ontology annotation, biological process: lipid metabolic process. Gene Ontology annotation, cellular component: membrane. Lineage: Eukaryota; Metazoa; Nematoda; Chromadorea; Rhabditida; Rhabditidae. Gene Ontology annotation, molecular function: oxidoreductase activity, acting on paired donors, with oxidation of a pair of donors resulting in the reduction of molecular oxygen to two molecules of water. The transcript has 7 exons. The record is from RefSeq and is a predicted model, not a curated record. Bases 1 to 1344 code for a protein of 447 amino acids.